Molecule: messenger RNA, 1230 nt
Organism: Adineta ricciae
Lineage: Eukaryota; Metazoa; Rotifera; Eurotatoria; Adinetida; Adinetidae
Source: the annotation of a GenBank genome assembly
AUGUUUGACGAUCAUGGACUUCUUGAUUAUGAUGACGAAGAUGUAACUGAACCGCUGAAAGAUCUAUUGAAGUCCGAUAGUUUUCGAGAUUUUCAACUGAAAACUGAAUUGCUCCAAGCAAUUACUGACGCUGGUUACGAAUAUCCAUCUGAAGUACAAAAGCAAGCGAUACCGUCAGCAAUCCUUGGCAGAGAUAUUCUGUGCCAAGGUGCAUCAGGUACAGGUAAAACAGCGGUUUAUGUACUUGCAACACUUCAACAGCUUCAACCAAUCGACGGACAAGUAUCAGUUCUCGUCGUCUGCCCUACGAACGAAUUAGCAUUCCAAAUAACUAGUGCAUACGAACGAUUUUCUAAACAUUUGCCAAACAUCAAAGUUUCGACUUUUGUCGGCGGCACAUCCACAGCCGAAAAUAGAUAUAUUCUGAGAAAUAAGUGUCCACAUGUCGUCAUUGGAACUCCUGGUCGACUUUUAGCAUUAGCUAAGAUGCGAGCACUCAGAUUAGAUUUUAUUCAAUAUUUUAUCAUCGACGAAUGCGAUCAGAUCUUCAAGAUGCAUGAUACUCGUCGAGAUGUUCGUAAAAUAUUCAACAUGACGUCAAUGAAUAACCAAGUCUUGAUGCUGAGUGCGACAAUUAAUGAAUUCAUUCAACCGAUCUGUAAGGAAUUCAUGCGAAAACCAAUAGAACUCUAUAUCCAUGACGAAAGUAAAUUAAUGCCUCGACUUCUUCAACAUUUUUACGUUAAUUCUCGUGAACGUAAGAAAUCAACAAAGCUAGCUAAGUUGCUAGAUAAAUUAGAAUUUGAUGAAGCAAUCAUAUUUGUUGACUCAACAGCACGCUGUUCCUAUUUAUGCAAGUUUUUAGUAGAUCAAUGUUUUCCAACUAAACAGAUUCACAAUGAUCUACCUCGAAGCGAUCGUUUGAUAGUUUAUGAAGACUUGAAAGCAUUUCGAACGCGUCUUGUUGUCGCAACAAAUGUGUUUGAACGUGGUAUCGAUCUCGAACGUGUCAAUCUUAUAAUUAACUACGAUGUACCGGAAGACAUCGAUUCCUAUCUUCAUCGAGCUGCUCGUGCCAGUCGUUUUGGUACGAAAGGUGUGAUCUUAACGAUUAUUUCAAGUCAAGAUGAAGCGGAUAUUUUGAAUAAAGUCCAAGAACGUUUUAAAAUACAUAUUCGUAGCGCUUUAGUAGAGAGUAGAAAUGAUGUUCACUCGCGUUUUAUUGUGUAG